AUGGGGAAGGACUUGAGCGGGCCGAAGCAGCUGGCGAAGCAGAUGAAGGCGAAGGGCCUUCAGAAGCUUCGGUGGUACUGCCAGCUGUGCGAGAAGCAGUGCAGGGACGAGAAUGGGUUCAAGUGCCACCAGACGAGCGAGGGACACAAGAGGAUGAUGAUGUUGUUCGGGCAGAACCCGGACAAGGUCAUCGACGACUACAGCAAGCAGUUCGUCGAGGGCUACUUGGACGUCAUACGACAGCGCCACUGCAACUCGCGCGUGGAGGCGAACAAGGUGUACCAGGAGUACAUUGCCGACAGGCACCACGUGCACAUGAACUCCACGCACUGGCUCACCCUCACGGACUUCGUCGCGCACCUCGGCCGCGAGGGUCUCUGCAAGGUCGAGGAGACAGAGAAGGGGUUUUUUGUCACUUUGAUUCAAGAGGACCCUUUCAAGAAGCUCCAGGACGAGAAGCGCAUCCGCAUCGCGCGCGCGGAGGAGCGGGACGCCGAGCUCGAGCAGCGGGCCCUCGAGGAGCAGAUCCGGAAGGCGCACGAGGCCGCGCAAGACGACGCCGCGGCAAAGCGUGCUGAGGCCACGGACCUGCAGCGCGGCGAGGACGAGGGGCCGAUCCAGUUCGGCGUGGCGGUGGGGCGCACUGUGCGGCCGGGCCUGGCCGGGGCGGCGAAAGCGGCGCCGGCGGCGAUCGCUGCGGAGGACGACAGCGGCGCGCCCGGGAGCGGGGCCGCGGGGCGCGGGCGGAAGCGCACGGCGCUGGACGACAUCAUGGAGGCCGAGCGGAAGAAGAAGCGCGAGAUGAAGGAGGCCGAGGAGGCCGCGCGGCGCGACGCGGAGGCUGCGCGGGCGGCUGCGGCGAGGGCGGUGGCCGCGGGGUCCUGGCUCGAGGUGGGGCUGGUGGUGAAGAUCCUGGCCAAGUCGCUGAAGGAGCACGGGCUGUACAAGAAGAAGGGCGAGGUGCUGUCGGUCAAGGGCAAGACGGGGGAGAUCGAGGUGCUGGACUCCGGCGACGUCGUCAGGGUGGACUACAGGGAGCUCGAGACUGUCAUACCGUCACCGGGAGGGCGCGUGCGCGUCCUCGCGGGCCCGCUGCGCGGCCGCACCGGGGAGCUGCUCGACAUCGACACGGCGCGCUUCCAGGCGCGCGUGCGCGUCCCGGGCGACGGCGGCGGCGAGCACUGGAUGGAGUACGAGCAUAUUUGCAAAACAACUACCAAGUAA
This is a messenger RNA of Pedinophyceae sp. YPF-701, 1224 nucleotides long. NCBI's taxonomy places the organism in Eukaryota, Viridiplantae, Chlorophyta, Pedinophyceae. The record is from the annotation of a GenBank genome assembly.